AUGCUUCUGCUCGGACGCCAUAGUGGUGAAGCCUCUCCCCCCUACACACGCCUGCAGAGUGGUGGCUCAGGCACACCUCCCGGAUCUUGUACUCUCUCGCUUGCUUUGUUUCAAUGCUGGCUUUUCCCCCUUCCUCGUCGCAGUCGGAUUUCCUGUGAUCUCUCCACACUAUUCUUCCUCCCCUUUCCCCUUCUUUCAUCUUCCUUGCCUUGCACUACACCGUCUGAUCCCGCCCCCUCGACUCUUUCUCGUUCCUCGUUGCACAGCUCCCCACUUCUUCCCACCGCCACCCACCGACCCGAAGACAUAGUCACGGACGCACGCACCCCUACGGAGCGCAGCAUGAGGCGGAAGAAGGGAUCCUACGUAACGUGCGAGGUCAAUGGCACCGCGUGCCGGUCAGACGAUGGCACAUACGAUGUGAAGACUCUGUACGGGCCGCACACCGUGUUGUUGCGCUUACCGACGACGACAUCAUCGCCAUCUUUGUCGUCGUCUUCUCUGUUACCAGUGGAGGCAACCAACGGGCUGCCGGAGCGCUUGACGAGCUUCACCAUCUGUGCAGUGGACGCGCGCGGGCAUUUUGCUGUCAAGCAGGGCGGCACCUACGAGGUUGGUGCAAUCCGAGCUGUUGAAAGGCAGGCUGAGGCCGAGGCGCAGCGCGCACCAGCAGCAGCUGCCAAGACGGCGGGGGAGCGCAAAAGUGCAAAGAAGGAAAUAAAACGUGCCUCCAGCAAAUAUGGCUUGUUUUUGAAGCAAUUUUUGAAGGUGUUCAGAACGAAAGGCGUUCAGGCAGCUGCGGGGGAGUGGGGGCGCCUUUCAGCGGAGUCGAAGAAGAGUGUCGAAGUUGAUGACCUUAUCGCAGCGGUGGUCCGCUCCGGUCGUCACCCGCUGCGUCUUCCUGAGAGCUGA
Messenger RNA from Leishmania braziliensis MHOM/BR/75/M2904, 912 nucleotides. RefSeq lists its product as hypothetical. Bases 1 to 912 code for a protein of 303 amino acids. The transcript has a single exon. The record is from RefSeq and is a predicted model, not a curated record. Lineage: Eukaryota; Euglenozoa; Kinetoplastea; Trypanosomatida; Trypanosomatidae.